UUAAAGUGCAUAGUUCCGUUGAACGAACAUAACAAACCGAUCGGAACUAAUUUCCGUUCCCAUUUUUGUCAUCCGUCACCGGAAAAAGCCUCACAGAAACCCUAAUGAAGAACCUCCACCAAACUUUAUCAUUAUUCAUAUCUAUAUGCAUCACAUUAUCAGCUGAAACAGCCUUUGGAAUUAGGUUUCCAAAUCCGAUAUCUCAGGCGAAUGUAAAUCCUCCCGAUGAGCUUCUGAAAACCGCAGUUUUUUCUCUCGGAAGCUUCUGGAGAUCGGAAGCAGUUUUCGGUUGCUUAGAUGGAGUUGUCAGGACCUCCGUUGGUUACGCCGGUGGAUCCAAAUUAAAUCCCGAGUAUCGAAGCUUGGGUGAUCAUGCUGAAUCUGUAUAUAUUGAAUAUGAUCCUCGGGUGAUUAAUUUCAGGCAACUUCUGGAGGUGUUUUGGUCUAGCCAUGACUCAAGGCAAGUAUUCGGGCAAGGUCCUGAUGUUGGCAACCAAUACAGGUCUAUUAUUUUCUUUAAUGGAACCGAGGAGUCCAGAUUGGCUGCUGUGAGCAAAGAAAGAGAGCAAAUGAAGUCUAGAAGUAGCAUUGUAACUACCCAAAUUCAACAACUCGGGACCUUUUACCCUGCAGAACCUGAGCAUCAGAAGUUUGAACUAAAACGAAACCCCUUCCUUCUUCAAUUGAUUGGCAACUUAGUCGAAGAAGAACUUGAUAAAUCAAGCUUGGCAGCAAAGCUAAAUGGGUAUGCUGCAGAGCUGUGUCCACCAAGAAUUGAAAGCCGGAUCGAUGGCAAAGUCAAUGAAAUCAUUAGAAAAGGAUGGCCUAUUUUACGAGAUGUGUAGGAAGCUUCGUAUGUAGCCUAUGUGAGGAUCUGAUAGAGCCGUUUGUGUUGGUACUUCUCAGGUUUUUGAAAGUUUUUACAACUCCCUUCACCUUUGUACUUGUGUAUUUGAAGAUAACAAUUGCUACUUAGACAAUUCUGGUGGUUCAGCUCCAUAUCAGUUGGAAAUAUAUGUAUGAAUUUAGGGCACUAUAUCAAAUGAAAUGAUGAUACAAAACAAAGUUCGCUACUC
Messenger RNA from Erigeron canadensis, 1076 nucleotides. RefSeq names its product peptide methionine sulfoxide reductase A5. Lineage: Eukaryota; Viridiplantae; Streptophyta; Magnoliopsida; Asterales; Asteraceae. The record is from RefSeq and is a predicted model, not a curated record. Gene Ontology annotation, cellular component: cytoplasm. Gene Ontology annotation, molecular function: peptide-methionine (S)-S-oxide reductase activity. Bases 105 to 845 code for a protein of 246 amino acids. Gene Ontology annotation, biological process: cellular response to oxidative stress. The transcript has 4 exons.